Molecule: messenger RNA, 4317 nt
Organism: Penicillium psychrosexuale
Lineage: Eukaryota; Fungi; Ascomycota; Eurotiomycetes; Eurotiales; Aspergillaceae
Product: RNA dependent RNA polymerase
Exons: 2
Coding region: 1-4317 (1438 amino acids)
Biological process (GO): siRNA processing
Cellular component (GO): nuclear RNA-directed RNA polymerase complex
Molecular function (GO): RNA-directed RNA polymerase activity
Source: RefSeq, a predicted model, not a curated record
AUGGGAGCUCCUGUGCUCUACAUUCCGAUGAACAUGGACUACCAUCCCACUACCCCACAACACCAAAAAGAGGAUUUCCGCACUUUUAUCACCAGACUCAAUAUCAAAUUUAGCCUCGAGAUUCCCCUCCCUGGAAUUGAGUCCCCUUCGGCGCGGGAGAGAAACACCAGCCUCCCUAGUCAGAUCUACAAGCACAUCCGCCCGCUAUUCUUCAAUAACAAGGUUGACAAGAAAAGCCUAAUUGACAAUCUCGAGGAAUGGGUCCGCGGGAACCUGCCGGCCGCCCAGAACCAGAACCAGAACCGGAAUCAUGUUUAUCAAACCCAUGCAGGUCGCCGAACCAGCCAACGACACCACAGCGAGGAACCGGCGCCUCCGAUCUCGCUCACCGGCCCUGAGAAGGAUAGGUGCAUGAGGCAGCUACUAGUGCUCAUGGAAGAUGAGGAAUAUCUGUUAGCGAAUGGCCGUGUCGUAAACACGAAAAAAAGGUUUGAUGAUGAUGAUGAAGACGGGGAGUUCCAUACCGCGCCGAGUUCCCCUGUGAAGGGGUCUGUGCUGGCUCAGUCGCCGCUGGGGAAGAAUGGGGAUGGGAGUUUGCAAUUCCCUGAGAUGGUGCAGGCUGCCUUUCGAGGGCCGAAGGGGAAUUAUGGAGCUACGGUCAAUAAUCGUCUCGUAAUUCAAUCUCCUGCGUGGGGAUCGGGGGGAAUUGCAUCGCCGACGAAAAUUCAAGUUCACCCGUCGCCUACAAAGAAGGAUGGACCGAUUCAGUCGCCUGGACAUAAUAAAGAGAUUUUUCAUUCUCCGGCGAAGUAUUCGGGGACUUUUCCUCCGCCAGAAAAGGCGCAACCGGUACAGGCACACCAACCGCUCCCUAAGAGAGUGGCCACUAAACCAUCCAAGCCUCAAGGCAAUAUUCCCGCUCCGAGGAAAUCGACGAACACUUUGUCGCCGGCGAAGACUGCAGGGGGUGCGCAACCAUCCGCGAAGAACCCAGGAUCUGUCCUGUCGCCAUCCAAAACCCCUAAAACCCCCAAAUCGGUCAAAUCACCCUCCCAAUCGCCGUUGAAGCAGAUGGAUCUUCGAUCAUUUGGGUUUGGCAACAGCCCCAGUAAAAAAACUUCUCCUAACCAGGAAGAUAUCGAGUUCAAAAGGCCUUCUUUAUUUGAAAAGCUUAGCGCGGUAUCCGAUGAAUCGAAGCGCAACAAUAUGACGGAGUCACCCGCUCCCAGCUUUGCAGCGACUACUUCGUCGGUCUUUAUGUCUCGCGAUAGUAGCAUGAUGCAAUCAUUUGAUACUGUCACGACAGAAAUGACCGAGCCAAUGGAUACCCAAUCAACCUAUGCUGACUCUAUUGUCGGGUAUAUGGCUAGCGAAGAGAUGCAAAGGAGCGUGGAUGCUGCUGCUAUCUCCAUGAUGGUAGCUGCCGAUCCCGCCGAGACGGAGUAUGCUCUGAAACAGGAGUUUAUUGGUGAGCUGUUGUCCUACGGCCCGUUUUCGGGAGAAGAAUCCUUCUCGGCGAAAAUCCCAUUGCGAUUCCGAUAUGAGCUGGAACGUAUCGGACGUGCGUGGGGAAUUCCCUUCAAACAGAUACUCGUAGGCGACCGUGUUACCUUCAACACUCAAGAUGAUUUCUGGUCAUGGGUCGGCGGGCUUGGUCGACGUUAUGGUCGUCCGCUGCCAGAGAAAUCGCCGCGUCGGGCCUGGGAUGCUGCUGUGGGUGAUUUCAAAUCAGAUAAGCACUCAGAGGUGGUCAUACUGUCAGGGGAUUUGGACUGGUGUGACGACACCGAGCAGGGUAUUUUCAAAUUGAGACUCAACCCACUCAAGCCAGAGCGGACGUGUCGGUUCCACCGAAGAUUUGGUUCGGAUAGAUUCCUGACUCUUACCAUUCCAGCCGCUGAUCGGCCUCCCAGUCAUCAGAAACAACCUGCUUACCCGUCUGUCCUUCGCGAGAGCAUUGCUACCUGGCUCACGCGGAAUGAUCAUCAUUGCCUCGGACGGACGUGGCGGGCUUUCUAUGUCGAGGAAAUAAAGACCAAGCGAAAAGUCAAGGCCGAGCCUCGGUUCCGGGUCGAGUUCUUCGCCAUUGAUGGCGACGACUUUGUUCAUGGGCUCCGUUUACCACCACUGGUGGCCCCUCCCCGACAGCAAAGUGAUAACUAUACUCCGAUGAGUGUAGACGCUUUGCUGGAAUGGCAUAUGCCCAAGACUGCGAAUGCGAAUCAGAGCAGCUGCAAGCUCUUCCAGCGUAUCUCUCUUGGUUUGUCGAAGACAUUUGCGACGGUCAAGUUAAAGCCAACGCAAGUGCUUCGUUUGAGAGACGAUCCAACCCGGGCUGUUAUGAAUGAUGGAUGUGCUUUGAUGUCGAGGACUCUUGCGAAUCAAAUCUGUGACCAACUGGGCAUAACCACCGCCACACCUAGUUGUUUCCAGGGCAGAAUAGCAGGCGCCAAGGGCCUUUGGAUGGUUGAUUCCCACCAAUCUAGUAUCACUACCGUGAACGAUGAUGACAUCUGGAUUCAGAUCUCGGACUCGCAGUUGAAAAUACAUCCUCAUCCGCAGGAAUGGAUUGAAGUGGACGAUGAGAAGUUGACCUUCGAAGUAGUCAACUGGGCUAAGCCGUUGCACCCCGUUGACCUUAAUAUCCAGCUUCUUGCAAUUCUAGAAUAUGGAGGGAACGUGAAGGAGUAUAUUGCCAAACUCACCCGUGAUGGUGUGCAGAGUCUUUACGACGACUUCCUUGAGGUUCUUCGAUCAAAUAGCCCCGUGGUUUGUCGAGCCCUGCUUCAGAAGCUCAAACCCUCCGGCGAGGACGGAACUGGCAAAUCCCGACGAUUAGAGCAGUGGGUUUCCAGUGAUGCUGAGUCCAUUAUUCGUUUCUCCGAGGCUGGCUUUGCUCCGCGCGAUUUCUUUCCCCUUCGGAUGAAGAUCCGUAAAUUCUUGACAUGGCUUCUUGAGCGACAUGUCGAAGAACUCAAAAUCCAGGUCCCUCUUUCAACCUAUGCGUACUGUAUUGCGGACCCAUAUGGAGUUCUUGGGCCGGACGAAGUCCACUUCGGCUUCUCCAAUAACUGGCGGGAUCCACAGGGCCAGUUUGAAGACAACCUCCUGGAUGGGAUAGAUGUUCUCGUCGGCCGACUUCCAGCCCAUUUGCCGUCUGAUAUUCAACGGCGUAGAGCCGUGUGGAAGACUGAGCUACGUCAUUUUAAAGAUGUGAUUGUCUUUCCCACUACAGGAGAUUUCCCUCUAGCCGGUAUGCUAUCCGGAGGAGAUUACGAUGGUGAUACGCCGUGGAUCUGCUGGGAUCAAAUGAUUGUAGAGAGAUUCCGCAAUUCCCCGAUGCCCGAGCAUGAAUAUGCUGCAGAGCAUUACGGGCUCACGAAACACUCCGUCCCGAUGGCUUCGCUGAACUCGACGGAAGACUUUUUGGAAAGUACGUUCUCUUUCAACCUCAACCUUUCAAACCUAGGCCGAUGUACUGUCGAGCAUGAGAAACUGGCAUACGAUGAGUCAGUCGACUCUUCGAGGGCGAAAGAGCUGGCCUGUCUCUUGGGUCAUCUUGUGGAUGGCCGGAAAGGUGGAGUUCAUAUUUCAGAGCAAGCCUGGAAAGAAUACCGCAAGACCAUUAGCCCUAAGCAACGAGCGCUUCCCGCGUAUCGGAACCCAGAGCGCAAGUCCAAACCGUCGAACAUUGUCGACUUCCUCAAGUUUAACGUCGCACAGUCGGAGCUGCGCAGAAUUCUCUCUGGUCUCAACGAAGCGUUCCCCGAGAACGACAUCCAAAACCAGCUCGAUGAUGACCUCGUUCGUCCGUGGGUUGAAGCAGAUGAAGCAUCGAAGACCAAGUCUGAGCACAGUCAAGAAUUAAAAGACGCCCUCGCUGAAGUUCGAGGGGCGAUCAACGAACUAUACCAGCAGUGGAACCAAGGACACUCUGCUUCUACCGACGAAUUCUCUCCCAUAUCACGUCAAGCUGCCGAGAAUGCGAGUGCACUCCCUCCUCCUAAGACGGGCAGACAUCCGCUCAUCCACGCUUGGCAAAACAGCCCCAAUGAGUGGCGACGGUUGGUAGCUUCAUGUGCCUACCGUCGAUGCCCAAACUCCCGGUUUAUCUUCCACGCCUUUGGCGAGACAUUGUGCGAAAUCAAGGCGUCCGUCUCGCCAUCCCGCCUUGUCACUAACGAGGUGAUUGCCUGCUACCGAGUGAAUCAGAAAAUGGUGGCACAUAUCACGGCCAAUGCAUUACCUGGGAAUGACGCCGAUGAUGUAGAUGAGUAUGAAGACGAAGAUGCCAUUGAAGCCAUGCUAUCCUUUUAA